AUGGCAGCUAAAGACUUUGCCGAAAUCGAUACCGGCUUUCCCGUAUAUGGUCUUCGCUUUAUCAAUAAUCAUACUUUGUUAGCAUGUGGGGGUGGUGGUGAGGGUAAUAAUGGGAUUCCCAAUAAGGUCACGGCCGUCAGAUGUAGCUUCACUGUCUCUGACAAAAGUAGACGGCUCCAGAAAUUUCGGGAAAUCACGUUGCCGGCACAAGAAGAUUCUCCAAUGUGCAUCGAAUUCUGCCGGAGUUCUGUAGGUGACAACAGCCGCUUUCAGAUCUUUGUCGGAUGCAAUCAGUCGACAGAAUUGAUUCGAUCGAUGAACAUUAACAACAAUUUGAGGAAGUACAAUUACACCGAAGAUGAACACUUGCAAUUCCUGGAUGCGGUUCAAUUUGACGAGAACUUGCUGGUAGAAUCUAUCGGCGAAUAUCCCAAAAUUGUGCACUUGUCCACUGACGCCUCCAUUGGGGGAAUGAUGACCUCUAGAAUUCCUUCCGAGAUUUUUAUCUUCAACCCCGAUACACUUGAGUUGACCUUACGUUUCAAGCCCCCGGCUGCCUCUGAAAUAAAGGACUUCCAUUUCAACCAAGAUGAUUCGGGGAAAACUUUCACUUACGUGACAGCCUCUUUCAUUGAAACAAUCUCCACCCAUUCGGGCAAUUCAAUCAGUUCCUCUGCCAAUGCUGACAAAAAAACUGCAAAAAUCUUGGGCAAGUAUUUCUUCUCCAAGGUGCGCUAUGUUAAUGGGCCAAAGGUUAUUAUUGCUGCUGCUUCCAGGAAUGGAAAAGGUGCCGCAGUCUUGGAAUACAAUACUGAGACAAGAAAAGUCUUAAGAGAAGUUAUUAUUUCCAAUAAGAUCAAGGGCAUUGUUGCUAUUGAUGUUUCCAAAUCAUCUGGCAUGUUUGCGGUGGCAGGGAACGACUUCUCCGUGUCUUUACUCCGGGUUACUGACUUCAAAAUGAUCAAAACGUAUACUAAGUUGCACAAGUUUGCCGUCACUUGUUUGAGCUUUUCCCCCGACGGCAAAAAAUUGGCAACUGGCAGUGCAUCCAAUACUGUCAAUGUGCUUUUGGUGAAGCCGUCGUCUGGUGGAUUUUUCUCCUUCAUUUUUUCUCUCUUCCGCUUCAUUUUC
Messenger RNA from Metschnikowia bicuspidata var. bicuspidata NRRL YB-4993, 1131 nucleotides. RefSeq names its product Sec12p (gene SEC12). The transcript has a single exon. The record is from RefSeq and is a predicted model, not a curated record. Gene Ontology annotation, molecular function: guanyl-nucleotide exchange factor activity; protein binding; GTPase activator activity. NCBI's taxonomy places the organism in Eukaryota, Fungi, Ascomycota, Pichiomycetes, Serinales, Metschnikowiaceae. Gene Ontology annotation, biological process: protein secretion. The annotation marks the transcript as partial. Gene Ontology annotation, cellular component: endoplasmic reticulum membrane.